UCUAGCCUGACAGAUCUGUCAGUGAAAAGAGUUCUGAGUUAGAAGCGGAGACACGCGGGCUCGAGGGGCAGACAGUCGAUUUGCUGAGACCUUUUUUUCCUACCGGAGCGACCAUCGUUGUUUGUGUGAGACUGUGGCCAUGUCGGCUGACGGACAGGGCAACGCGUCAAAGGAAGUGAAGACUGAGAGCGUGUCGCUGCAUCCUCUGGGCACAGCAGCUGCCCCUGAGCCGGAGCUGCUGUGUAUCUUGGGGACGGGGGACUUGGGGCGCUCUCUGGGCCUGCGCCUGCUGCAGUCGGGCUACAGGGUGGUGUACGGCAGCCGCAGACCUCACAGCUGUGGCCCCUUGCCUCAGGGAGCUCAGGCAAAGGGCCACGAGGAAGCAGCUCAGUCAGCUGCUGUGGUUUUUAUUUGUAUUCACAGAGAACACUAUGACUUCCUGGAGAAACUUGCACCUCAACUCAGGAAUAAGGUGCUCGUGGAUGUCAGCAACAACCUCAAGAAGAAUUUAUACCCAGAGGCCAAUGCUGAGUAUUUGCAGAGGCUGGUUCCUGGAGCUCAUGUGGUGAAAGCAUUUAACACCUUGUCCGCCUGGGCCUUGCAGAAUGGACCCUCAGAUGCCAAUAGACAGGUGUACCUGUGUGGAAACAGUGAUGAGGGGAAGCAGGCAGUAGCAGAGGUGGCCACCAAACUGGGCUUCACGGUUCUGGAUAGAGGGUCUCUGUCAGCAGCCAGAGAGCUGGAGGACUUUCCCCUGCAGCUUUUCCCAGAGUGGAGGCUGCCGCUACGCGUGGCCGUCGGCCUCACCGCCUCGUUCUUCUUCUAUGUGCUCAUCAGAGAGGUCGUCUACACAUACAUUGACCAGGGAAAGGACAUGUCCUUCAGGAUCAUGGUGUCCCUAGCCAACAGGGUGUUCCCCAUCGUGUCUCUCAUCAUGUUGUCUUUGUGUUACGUGCCUGGUGUCAUAGCUGCCCUUCUUCAGCUCUACAGAGGAACCAAAUACAGGCGUUUUCCUGACUGGUUGGAUCGCUGGAUGCUGUGCAGAAAACAGCUUGGGCUGGUAGCUCUGGGCUUUGCUUUUCUACAUGUGAUUUACACCCUCAUCAUCCCCAUAAGAUAUUAUGUGAGAUUCAGGUUAUCUGCAAGUACCAUCUCUCAGAUCAAGGAGAACAGAACGUCAGUGUUUGACACCACCAUGGCCUGGCGUGCUGACUCGUACUACUCUAUGGGGGUUCUGGGAUUUGGCCUGUUUCUCCUGUUGGGAAUAACUUCUCUCCCUUCCGUCAGCAAUGCUCUCAGCUGGAGAGAGUUCAGCUUCGUACAGUCCAAGCUGGGAUACCUUACCGUGUUCUUCUGUACCUUUCACACCUACCUGUACGGUUGGGACAAGUUCCUUCAGUCCUAUGCCUACAAAUGGCACACCCCUCCAGCCUACUUACUCUCUUUGGUGGUGCCCUCCGUGUUGAUUGUGCUGAAGCUGCUGCUCCUCCUGCCCUGCGUCGACCGCAGCCUCACCCGCAUUCGACAGGGCUGGGAGAGGAGAGAUCCAGAGGACGCGAGUGCGAGAGCACUGCUCACAUGAAGACUGAAAUGACACACACAAAACAACGGGGCAAGAAAACGCAGACACAAUGGCCAUUGGCUUUUCAAAGUCCACAGGUAACCCAGGCUCACUGUUUAAGAGGUCAAAGAUCCAAGAACCUGCACUGGCAAAGAGAAAGGAUUGAAACUCCUUGCCGGCUCUCAUUGGGUAAUCUUCUUGCAGUUGUUUAAUUUUGUGAAUAGUGUAUGACACAAUGACACCGUGUAGGCUAAUUAAGUACCCUCGAAAUACAUAUAUACUCAAUAGUAUUGCAGGCACACAGCAUUCCAAUACCAGUCAUUCAUAAUUUCACAAAUACAAAUGUACAUCCAGAAUAUUUACAGUCCUUAACUGACUUUGUUGCAUUUCACGAAACAUCAGAAGCAACAGUUAGACAUUAUUACUCAAGAGUUUCUCUUCAACCUUCCUCUACAGUAUAUGGAUUUAUAUUCUUUAUAUUGUUUUUUAAAUCGUUAUUAUUGGAUCUUUCUUAUUAAUGUUGCUGUAUGGCAAAUUGAACAAUUGUUAAAUAAACGCAAGCGCGACUAAACACAAAUGUCAUGCCUCCCUUUUCUCU
Pungitius pungitius (ninespine stickleback) is the source of this 2159-nucleotide messenger RNA. RefSeq names its product STEAP family member 4 (gene steap4). Gene Ontology annotation, cellular component: plasma membrane; endosome. NCBI's taxonomy places the organism in Eukaryota, Metazoa, Chordata, Actinopteri, Perciformes, Gasterosteidae. Gene Ontology annotation, molecular function: ferric-chelate reductase (NADPH) activity; cupric reductase (NADH) activity. The transcript is spliced from 10 exons. The record is from RefSeq and is a predicted model, not a curated record. Gene Ontology annotation, biological process: copper ion import. The coding region runs from base 140 to 1582 and encodes 480 amino acids.